AUGGGCGACUGGAAUUUCCUUGGAGGGAUUUUGGAGGAAGUUCAUGUCCACUCCACCAUUGUUGGGAAAAUAUGGCUGACAAUCCUUUUCAUAUUCCGCAUGCUUGUCCUUGGAGUGGCUGCUGAAGACGUAUGGAAUGAUGAGCAGUCAGAGUUCAUCUGUAACACUGAGCAGCCCGGCUGCAGAAACGUGUGCUACGACAAGGCUUUUCCAAUCUCCCUCAUACGCUACUGGGUUUUGCAGGUCAUCUUCGUGUCUUCGCCAUCCCUAGUGUAUAUGGGCCAUGCCCUAUACAGGCUCAGGGCGCUGGAGAAAGAAAGGCAGAAGAAGAAAGUGGAGCUGAAGGGUGAACUGGAAGAGACUGAGACCAUGCUGGAAGACAGGCGCAGGUUAGAGCGAGAGUUAAGACUGUUGGAGCGUAGAAAAUUAAACAAAGCACCGCUCAGAGGCUCUCUGCUCAGCACUUACGUCCUGCACAUUCUCACCAGGUCUGUGGUCGAGGUUGGAUUUAUGAUGGGUCAGUUUUUGCUCUAUGGACUGGAGUUAGAUCCUCUGUACAAGUGCAAACGGUUGCCCUGCCCCAACAUUGUGGACUGCUUUGUGUCCAGACCCACCGAGAAGAGCGUUUUCAUGCUAUUCAUGCUGUGCAUCUCAGCAGUUUCCCUCUUUCUGAACAUCCUCGAAAUCAUUCAUCUGGGCUGUAAGAAGUCGGAGUUGGGGCUUUUUGGAUAUUAUCCCAAACUGAAAGAGGACGUGGGUGAUAUCUGCAUCAGCAAGUCACAGAAGAAUUCAAGUGCUCAGCGAAUCUCUGUCUCGGCAGCGGGACACACACACACCAUGGUCCCCAGUGCUCCAAUUGGUUACAGCUUGUUGCUGGAGAAACAAGCGGAGGCUACAAUGUAUCCGAUAUUUACACCUCCCGAGUUCAAACCCACUCAGGAUGAUUUGAAACAAAGUUAUAAAGAAACGCAACAGCAGCCUCCCAUGGCCACUCAAUAUAAUGCAGACUCUAGCACAGCGUUAAGUUGCACUGAAGGACCCAAAAAGUCCAGCGGAUCGGAAGUUCCUAGUCAAAAGGGUGAAGAAUGGAAUGAGCCCUCAAAGACGGCUUCCCUUCCCACCCGGAACUCGCACUCAGCCAGUCAGAUGGAGCAGUCCACCGCCGGUACCUUAUACCCGGCUCUUCACAGCGCCCCGUUCCCCCCCGUGAUUUCCGCCAGCGCCAGUCGCAAGCUCCGCCGAGUCAGCGCCACCUUGAGCUGCGCCACAGUGGCCGAGCGCAGCGGCUCCGCCACCGACUCUGAGCCCGGUCACAGGGGCAGGUGUGGUUUCAGUGUGACCAGGGCCCGGACAGCUUCUAAAGGCGACCUCAAAAGGCCCAGCAGACCCGACACUCCCGAGUCAAUCUGUGAAUCGAGCUCCGAGUCGAAGCCCAGCGGAGACGGCGAUAGUCCCCAGCAGGCUCUCUCUCCCUCACGGAGAAUGUCAUUGGCAAGUAACGCCAGCGGCAGGCGUGCUCCCACCGACCUCCAGAUAUGAGCGUCAGUUUAAUUAAUACCUUAUUUCUGCUAAAUAUAAGAAUACAUGCUUGGACCUUAGCAAAGUGGGGUUGUUUUGUUCCUAGAUUUCACCUUUAGAUCAACAGUAAUGUGCUGCCAGUGCAACCUGUCAUAUGAAAAUGUGACCAUGAAAUAGAAACAGCGAAUAAAGUCUCGCA
Molecule: messenger RNA, 1717 nt
Organism: Rhincodon typus (whale shark)
Lineage: Eukaryota; Metazoa; Chordata; Chondrichthyes; Orectolobiformes; Rhincodontidae
Gene: gja9a
Product: gap junction protein alpha 9a
Exons: 1
Coding region: 1-1539 (512 amino acids)
Biological process (GO): cell communication
Cellular component (GO): connexin complex
Source: RefSeq, a predicted model, not a curated record